This is a messenger RNA of Protobothrops mucrosquamatus (brown spotted pit viper), 1968 nucleotides long. RefSeq names its product nei like DNA glycosylase 2 (gene NEIL2). The transcript has 5 exons. NCBI's taxonomy places the organism in Eukaryota, Metazoa, Chordata, Lepidosauria, Squamata, Viperidae. Bases 154 to 1152 code for a protein of 332 amino acids. Gene Ontology annotation, biological process: base-excision repair. Gene Ontology annotation, molecular function: zinc ion binding; DNA N-glycosylase activity; DNA-(apurinic or apyrimidinic site) endonuclease activity. Gene Ontology annotation, cellular component: nucleus. The record is from RefSeq and is a predicted model, not a curated record.
UUGCAUUUUAUUUUCUUCCGACUAGACGUGAGCGCGCGUGUCUUCGUUCUUUUAUUACAACUUUCAGGAAUCGCCAGUUUAAGAUCCUUGAACUUGAUUGUCUGGAAUCUCACAAACUCGGCUGUCAUCCCCAGUUUUUGUGCUCUUGCAGCAAUGCCAGAAGGACCCUCUGUAAAGAAGUUCCAGUUUCUGUGUUCUCCCUAUGUAGGGAAGAUGGUAUCCAGGGUGGGAGGAAGCACUAGACAGAUCAAUCCGGAUGAUUUGAAAACACUGACACUGUGGGAUAUCCAAGUCCAUGGGAAGAACUUGUUUUUGGCUUUUGGCACCAAAGAGAAAUUAAUACCCAGCCAUGGCAGCAUGUCCUCGGAUUUGUCUGAACAAAGACUGGAAAUGCCUGGAAGCAGUUCCUUCCUCCACGGCCAGAAAGAAAAUGAAGUUGAAGUGUGCACUCCUGAAUGCUAUCAACAAGAAGAGUCAGCAAGUUGGUUGGCAUCUGAUAUGGAUAAUAAUAAUAAUGGGCAGAGUUGGAAAUGGCUCCGCUUCCACUUUGGUCUUUAUGGAAGCCUGCGAGCCAAUGAGUUUGCAAGGGCGAAUAAAGCAAACAAAAGAGGCGACUGGAAAGAUCCAAUUCCCAGGCUGGUUCUCCAUUUUGAUGCUGGGAACUUUCUGGUAUUUUAUAACUGCCGCAUUCAGCAAUGCUCUUCUCCUAGCACUGAUCCAGCAAUUGAUAUCCUGAGCCAGGAGUUUGAUCGGGAGCGGGCUUUGAAGGUCCUUGCAAAAGAUACUCCUGUGUGCUACAUGCUCCUGAACCAAAGUUAUUUCUCAGGAAUAGGAAAUAUCAUUAAGAAUGAGGCCCUGUAUCUAGCAAGGAUUCAUCCGCUGUCCCUUGGCUCCUCUUUAGAAUCCACAGAUCUCAAAUCUUUGCUUGAUCAUGUUGUUCAGUUCAGCUUGGCAUGGCUCCACAACCAGCUGGGAAGACAGAGAUUGCGGCUACAGAUUUACAUGAAAGAUAAAUGCCCCAAAGGGCAUGAGGUAAAGAAGGCAACAUUUGGACCACCAGAUGGGUUGAAAAGACUUACCUGGUGGUGUCCACAAUGCCAGCCUCGAGUGCCACCUGAAGAGAUGGAUAUGCUUCUUGUACAAAGCACCUGAUUUGCAUAAUCUCUUUGGUUGUGUGAUUUCAAGAGUAUCAUGGAAACCAGGGAACAGGUUUAUGAUUCAACAGAGAACUUGCAAGCGCAGGUACCUCUUAAAGGGAUUUAAGAUUUACAAUUACAUACUGUGUAUUGAGUCACUUGAAUCAUCACUUUCCACAGUCCAAUUAAUCCUGGGUAUUUGUGGUUAAUGAAAAUGAUGCAAGAUCUGCAAAUGCAACAUUCAAGAUGAAGCUUGCUACCAAUGAUGAAACUAUUUGGAGGGAGAGGGAAUGGUUCCCGUCCACCUACAAUGUCAGGAAUACUCUCUAUGCUUGCACCAUACUUGUCUUGGAUUUACACAAGGUCAAACAUUUUUUUCAGAUUCUCAUUCCAAUAUUCCUUUAUUAUAGGAAUGAUUCACAUUAAAAUAAUUCUUUAUAAUUACCACUGUAAUUACAUACAUCUGUAUCAUAUUUAAUUUUCUGAGGUAGGAUUAAGAAUCAAGAUUAUGCAAAUGAGUUUUGAUUUGUAAAUGAGGAAUCCAGUUUAUAAUUGACCUAAAAUAUUGGUAUGCCAUUAAAUUAAAGGCAUGGGAUUUGGCUGUGAGCGAUAGGAAGAUUCAACCCUAUUCUAGAAUUUGAACGUGUUUAAUGUUCAGAUUAAACAAACCAAAGAUUUGAAGUUACUAAUAACAGAGAUGGUAUUUUAAAAGCUCCACUUUCUCAAUUACUCAAUAUAUAUCUUGAUAUAGUAGGGAGAAGAGGCUUAGAAUCUGGCUUAUUUGAAACCUGAAAGCUGUCUUGUACAUUGGAACGCCUGAAUUUCAUUAAAA